GGAAGCCAGAACAUGAGAAAGCUUGGAGCAUUCGAGGCCUGAAAUCACAAAGCAAAUUAAAAAUGCCGAUUUCCAGAAUUGCGAUCGGAGAUGCGUCUGAGUUUAGUCAGGCCGAUGCUCUUAAGGCGGCCCUGGCUGAGUUCAUCUCAAUGCUCAUCUUUGUGUUUGCGGGGGAAGGCUCGGGCAUGGCUUUCAAUAAGCUGACAAAUAAUGGUUCAGCAACGCCAGCAGGGCUAGUUUCGGCAUCAAUAGCUCAUGCCUUUGCACUGUUUGUGGCGGUCUCUGUUGGUGCCAACAUCUCUGGUGGUCACGUGAAUCCUGCUGUUACCUUCGGUGCUUUCGUUGGGGGCCACAUUACCCUCCUUAGAAGCGUUUUGUACUGGAUUGCCCAGUUGCUAGGGUCCGUGGUUGCUUGCUUGCUGCUUAAAUUUGCCACCGGUGGACUGGAAACAUCCGCGUUCGCACUGUCGUCAGGGGUGGGAGCAUGGAACGCAGUGGUAUUUGAGAUAGUGAUGACCUUCGGAUUGGUGUACACAGUGUAUGCAACGGCGGUGGACCCGAAGAAGGGAGACAUUGGGAUCAUAGCGCCCAUUGCAAUCGGUUUCAUAGUGGGAGCUAACAUCCUGGCCGGCGGCGCCUUUGAUGGCGCGUCCAUGAACCCGGCAGUGUCGUUUGGACCUGCCGUGGUUAGCUGGACGUGGGCCAACCAUUGGGUCUAUUGGCUCGGUCCAUUUGUUGGGGCUGCUAUUGCCGCCCUCGUCUAUGAGCUUUUCUUCAUCAACCAGAACACUCACGAACCCCUCCCAACAACCACUGACUAUUAGGAGCCCGCGGCUUGUUCAGUGUUUAUGUUGAAAGUGGGUGUCUUUGCUUGCUUGCUUUCUGUUUCACGUGUUGUUUUCCGUCUUGCUGCCUCUUCUUGUUGAUUCCUGUUGCCUCUGUCCUGUUUUGUAAAUCAUCUUAUCCCCAUA
This is a messenger RNA of Prosopis cineraria, 971 nucleotides long. RefSeq names its product aquaporin TIP1-2-like. Gene Ontology annotation, cellular component: membrane. Gene Ontology annotation, biological process: water transport; transmembrane transport. The transcript is spliced from 3 exons. The coding region runs from base 63 to 824 and encodes 253 amino acids. Lineage: Eukaryota; Viridiplantae; Streptophyta; Magnoliopsida; Fabales; Fabaceae. Gene Ontology annotation, molecular function: water channel activity. The record is from RefSeq and is a predicted model, not a curated record.